Molecule: messenger RNA, 159 nt
Organism: Phytophthora infestans T30-4
Lineage: Eukaryota; Oomycota; Peronosporomycetes; Peronosporales; Peronosporaceae
Exons: 3
Coding region: 1-159 (52 amino acids)
Biological process (GO): translation
Cellular component (GO): large ribosomal subunit; ribosome
Molecular function (GO): structural constituent of ribosome
Source: RefSeq, a predicted model, not a curated record
AUGGCCAAGGGAAAAGCCAAAAAUGUGGUGAUCAAGAUGCUGAGUGCGGCAGGCACUGGCUUCUUCUACACCACGACAAAGAACCCGCGCAACGUCACUAGGAAGCUCUCGCUCCGCAAGGUACAGCUCAACCUGAGGACUAUUAUGAAGUUUUGCUAG